GCUAUCAAAACUAUAGCUGACCACUAAGUAUAUCACGGCAAAUAACUGAGAAAACCUUUGCCCACUUAUACAUUUAAGUGCAAGGUGUAUCCCCCUCCCCUUGCACAUUUCCCCCACACACACACACAAACCUUAUCCGAAGGGCUCUGAUUUUACGCUGACAAGUAGUGAAGAAUAUCAACACCUUUUCCCCCUGGAGGGGUUGAAUAUUGACACAUUUAUCUGUCUGGGACUACGAGGUUGUAGUUUGUCAUCUUGUGCCUUUGAGGACAUUUUGUAUCAGAACUGCAUCCGUGUAUCUGGACUUUGUCAGAGUGAGAACUUGGUUUCACCAGACAUAGCCCAUUCGUCGUUUCUUGGGUAGCUAGAAUGGCUACUUUACCAGGAACGGUUCCUCGGAUGAUGCGCCCCGCGCCAGGCCAGAAUUAUCCCCGCACUGGCUUUCCACUGGAAGUGUCAACCCCUCUGGGCCAAGGGCGCGUGAACCAGCUCGGUGGAGUGUUCAUCAACGGGAGACCGCUUCCAAACCAUAUUCGACACAAGAUCGUGGAGAUGGCCCACCACGGCAUCCGGCCCUGCGUUAUCUCGAGACAGCUGCGAGUUUCUCACGGUUGUGUCUCAAAAAUCCUCUGUCGGUACCAGGAGACUGGUUCGAUUCGUCCCGGUGCUAUAGGAGGCAGCAAGCCCAGGCAAGUAGCAACACCCGACGUUGAGAAGCGGAUCGAGGAGUACAAGCGAGAGAACCCGGGAAUGUUUAGCUGGGAGAUCCGUGACAAGUUACUGAAGGACGGCGUGUGCGACAGAAGCACGGUUCCUUCAGUGAGCUCCAUCAGCCGUGUGUUGAGGGCCCGAUUUGGCAAGAAAGAUGAUGAAGAUGAUUGUGAUAAGAAGGAUGAGGAUGGAGAGAAGAAAACCAAACACAGCAUAGAUGGCAUCCUUGGUGACAAAGGUAAUCGCACAGACGAGGGCUCGGAUGUGGAGUCGGAGCCCGACCUGCCCCUGAAGAGGAAGCAGCGGCGCAGUCGCACCACCUUCACGGCCGAGCAGCUGGAGGAGCUGGAGAAGGCCUUUGAGAGGACGCACUACCCCGACAUCUACACUAGGGAGGAGCUGGCCCAGAGGACCAAGCUCACCGAGGCCAGAGUACAGGUGUGGUUCAGCAACAGAAGAGCCAGGUGGCGCAAGCAGGCCGGAGCCAACCAGCUGGCAGCCUUCAACCACCUGCUGCCUGGUGGCUUCCCGCCCACUGGGAUGCCCACCUUGUCUUCGUACCAGCUCCAGGAGGCCAGCUACCCAGGUGACACUCUCUUACGGGGCGUGUCAGAUGGCAGCAGUACGCUGCACCGCCCCCAACCCCUCCCUCCAUCCUCCAUGCACCAGGGUGGGCUAACAGACACUAGCUCUGCCUACGGCCUCUCAUCCAAUCGCCACGGCUUUGCCAGCUACUCAGACACCUUCAUGAGCCAAUCAGCAUCCAGCAACCACAUGAACCCGGUCAGCAACGGUCUCUCCCCACAGCCCUCCUCCCACCAUGAACAUAGCACUGAGUAUCACUCCAGGUAA
Messenger RNA from Hypomesus transpacificus, 1563 nucleotides. It is a transcript of the gene pax7a, whose product is annotated as paired box 7a. The transcript is spliced from 8 exons. The record is from RefSeq and is a predicted model, not a curated record. NCBI's taxonomy places the organism in Eukaryota, Metazoa, Chordata, Actinopteri, Osmeriformes, Osmeridae. Gene Ontology annotation, biological process: anatomical structure development; regulation of transcription by RNA polymerase II. Gene Ontology annotation, molecular function: DNA-binding transcription factor activity, RNA polymerase II-specific; RNA polymerase II cis-regulatory region sequence-specific DNA binding. The coding region runs from base 370 to 1563 and encodes 397 amino acids.